Messenger RNA from Aspergillus homomorphus CBS 101889, 2905 nucleotides. It is a transcript of the gene sip5, whose product is annotated as Sip5p. Lineage: Eukaryota; Fungi; Ascomycota; Eurotiomycetes; Eurotiales; Aspergillaceae. Bases 287 to 2698 code for a protein of 803 amino acids. The transcript has 2 exons. The record is from RefSeq and is a predicted model, not a curated record. Gene Ontology annotation, cellular component: cytoplasm.
CGGAUUUCCUCGCGUUUUGUCUCUAUUCUUGCUCGAGCAACUGACAAACCUCUGCCUUAUGCUUCGUUUGCUCUCAUCCUUGUGCCGCCCAGUGUCUUGCGGGUGAACAAGUUCCCUGCUUCUGCAUAUCAUUCCAAUCAUUUUCUAGCCUCUUCCAUCGUUGAUUAUCGGCCGAGGAAUUCGCCGCCUCUCCGCUUGCUCAGUCGGGACUCUUCAAGCGGCCUUCCACUUCCUGUCCCGUUGGUAUUCAACCACCUAGCCCUCCUUCUUUCAUUGUUUGUUCGAAAUGGGCAAUUCGCAGACGAAAGAAAGUAGAUCGUCUCUUGCUACGCCAGGCCGCAGAAGCCAUCAUCUUGGCCCGUAUGGCGACCGCCAACACGCGGAGGGUUCUAGAUCGACUCGAGGCAGCAGACCUGAUCUGUCCAUCCUUGGGAUUAACACACAUCCUGAACGAGAUGUGGCCUCUCUCGAGCAUCGGCGAGAAACGAGACAGGAGCGUGAAGCUCGCCGGCUCGAGAAGGAACGGAUAGUCCGGAUCAAAGAACGAGAGCGUAGUAUGAAAGAAGAGCAUGUUGAUGGUGGCUACUUGGUAACACAAGGCGUAUAUACUGGGACAGAAGACUUCAACAAGGGUGUGGUGCGACAAUUAAUGAUGGAACGGCGACUUGCACCUUUCUGGAGAGGUCUAAACGACUUUUCAGACUCAUGGACAGAACAUCAGCUCAUGGCAGCAGCACGAGGCCUGCCAAUUCCUCCUCCGGACGAAAUCCCUCCGGAGCUGGAGUAUAAGAACCCGCCGAAGUCUGGGGAAGAUGCCCGGGAGGCGUCGGAUACAGCUCCAGUCCAACAUUUGAUGGUUCCUAUCACCUCCAGAUCUCAAUCGUGCGGCUCCGAUGUCUCUCAGUCAUCCACACCUGCGCACUCGCUUCCCUCGCCAACAUCACCUAUUGCUUCCGGCACUUCCAGCUCACCUAUGUUUCGGUCUCGCGCAAAGACGCUGGCAUCUCUCUCCACGUCUAAGCAUGGCAUCCAGUCCGACACAACGUCUCGAGAAAUCCAGCUCCCGCACGAUCCAUUCGUCAAUGGACAGCCAAUUGAAGCAUAUCUGUACAAAGCCGCUGCCGAAUGCCCUAUUUGCUUCCUGUAUUAUCCGCCUUAUCUCAACCGGACAAGAUGUUGCGACCAGCCGAUUUGUUCCGAGUGCUUUGUCCAGAUCAAACGACCUGACCCGCACCCCCCAGAACAUGGAGGGCCAGAUCCAACUGUUCAGUCGGCGGCUGAUGGCGAACGUUCAGAAAUUGAGGAUGGCCAGUUAGUAUCCGAGCCGGCGGCGUGUCCGUUUUGCGUUCAGCCUGAAUUUGGAGUCACCUAUUCACCACCGCCAUUUCGCCGAGGAUUGGCUUACGCAAGUGAUAUUGGCGCCCGACCAAAUUUCACCUCCCCGCUAUCUUCUAGCUCAUCCCUUUCUUCUAGCGCUGCCCCCGCGACAGGUCGUCGUCGCGCGACGUCAUUAUCUGCUAAUGACCCAACGGUGAUUACAACAGAUAGGGUUCGGCCUGAUUGGGCACAAAAGCUAGCAAACGCCCGGGCGCAUGCCGCGCGACGAUCUGCAGCAGCAACUGCGCUCCACACUGCAGCAUAUCUCAUGCACAACAACGGCUCUGGUAGCGACUCUCGAAAUUUUGGCCUUGGAAGAAGGAGCGUCAUGCGACGGAAUGGAGGACCGGAUCAUCAGAGCGCAUCCUCGCGAACCGGCUCCCCUGCGCUCCAGGCCCUUGCAUUUCUGACAGACCGUCGUGCCGUGGGUCAAGAAAGUUAUCCCGCAGAAGAGGGUUCGAAUAACCUGGCCCCACCACGCAGCCGAUCAAGAAGGAAUCGUAUCGAUGACUUGGAGGAAAUGAUGAUGAUGGAAGCCAUUCGGCUGAGUUUGGCCAGUGAAGAGGAGCGGCGCAAGAGGGAGGAGAAGGAAGCGAAAAAGGAAGCCAAGCGAAAAGAGAAAGAAGCCAAGAAGGCGGAGAAAGUUGCGCGCAAGACAGGCCUGUCCAGUAACAAUGCCAGCAAUUCAGCCCUGGAUAUACCUGGCGAUUUCACACUCGGUAGAGUCAUUAGCACCUCUUCCUCGGUCACUGGUGAAGAAGUUCCCUCCACCGGCAAGGGUAAGGAGGUAGACCGUGCGUCACCUUUAGGACAGCUAGGUAGUAUUCCUACCGAUGUUGAUUCUAGCCUUGAAGGCGCGCAGCCUUCGCCAGCUGUCCCUACGACGCCGGUCGACCACGCCCUACCGUUGCCAUCCUCGUCGCUCGCGCGACCAUCGCACUUACGCCAUGUAUCUAGCGCAUCUUCAUCGUUUUCAUCUCUCGUGGAAUCGAUGAAUGAUGGCCAUACUGGACUCCAUACGUCUGCCGAUGGUGCAAGCUCCUCCGCCGAGCCGCUGUUUAACUUCCGGAGUCUGGCCGCUGUGAUUGGGGAUGAAGAUAAAGGCAAUGGAGGAACGGAACACGUGGAAGAUACACCACCGAAGCCCGAUGCGUCGAGGGCGGCAUCUGAACCCCAGUCAGCUGCCGCCAAUGAUGAACUAGUGGCCGAGCCGGCGUCUGCUUUGGAUGUGCAUUGCAACGAAGAGUUGACCCCGAAAGAGCUAAAACCUCGGUCGGUUGAGUUGACAGGCGCUACAAGAAAUACAGAGACCACUUCUUAGCUCUUAAGUCUCGCCUUGGGAUGCUCUUCUGUUUAUUCAGCUGGCUCUCGACAUUGCCCCGGAUUUGCGCUCAUUUCCGUGUUGGAGAUGAUGUACAAGGUGCACAAUGCGACCAGCUUCCUAUAAGCGCAAGUCGAUUCUGGGACACUCUCUAUGUUUUGCUAUUGCUGCACUUGAUAUAUCACUGCCUCUGGGUAUGUGCAUAAU